AUUUGAUAACGAACAAUCGAGUUCGAGUAGGUCGAAGUAACCUGGAAUAUAAAAUCUUGAUCCGCCAGGUCAAUAUGCGCGAAUGAUUAUGCUAGUCGUGAUAUGACGAUUUGUUUUUAACGUUGAAUAAAACGCAUAUUAUGUAAGGUGGGCCACCAGAUGUCAGUGUGGCGCGACGAUACGUUUGUAGUUGUUCCUGUUUGCUCUAUCCGUCGGAUAGAAUUUGAAAUCGAAAAAUGGGUAAUUAUUGGGUUUCGGCUCAUAUAACGCAUCCUGAUACGACACCUCGACAUGAAUCGGCACCGACCUUCGACCCUAUGCUGGGGUUUCCGAAAGGUCGAAAGCCCCGAGAGAUGAAGAUGUCAGAGGAGGAUAUGAUGGCUGCAAAGAUCCCACUUAAGCAACGUGAUUUUUGUGCUCACAAGUGGAUGGAGUUACAUGAAUGUAAGAGAAUUCAUUAUCCCCUCAUGCUAAAGUGCGCCCACAAGAAACACGAGUACGAACAAUGUCAAGUUGAAGAUUAUACCAUAAGAUUAAAGGAAUACGAGAGAGAACGCCGUCUCCGCGAAAGACAGAAGAGAAAACAACAAGCAGCAGCCGCGUGAAGGUGUUCUUUUAUAGAAUUUCGAUAAAUUCAUUAUUGUCGAUAAUUUAGGGUGCACAUAUGUAAAGAGGGAAUCGCGUUCAGCUAUUGUACAUAAAGUAUGCGAAUAAAAUGUAUAGCAAUA
This is a messenger RNA of Ooceraea biroi (clonal raider ant), 728 nucleotides long. RefSeq names its product NADH dehydrogenase (ubiquinone) B18 subunit (gene ND-B18). Gene Ontology annotation, cellular component: respiratory chain complex I; mitochondrion. The record is from RefSeq and is a predicted model, not a curated record. NCBI's taxonomy places the organism in Eukaryota, Metazoa, Arthropoda, Insecta, Hymenoptera, Formicidae.